AUUAUGACAUUUCUCCAAAUUUUAGUACUUCCGACAAUUGGACUGUCAAAUUCCUUCUUUUUGUUGUUUUUACGUGAUUAGUUCGGUUAAACAACAGCGUACGCAGCCAUGAAACAAAACAAAUUCGUUUCAUCUUCUCGCAGGAAGAAUCGUAAGCGUCACUUCCAGGCCCCAUCACAUAUACGCCGUCGCCUAAUGUCCUCCCCACUUUCAAAGGAGUUGCGUCAAAAGUACAACGUCCGCUCGAUGCCCAUUCGUAAGGAUGAUGAGGUUCAAGUAGUGCGUGGACACUUCAAGGGUAAUCAAGUAGGCAAAGUGGUACAAUCGUAUCGUAAAAAAUUUGUUGUCUACGUUGAAAAAAUUCAACGUGAAAACGCAAACGGCACCAACGUUUAUGUUGGCAUUCAUCCUUCGAAUUGUUUGAUCGUCAAGUUAAAAUUGGACAAAGAUCGCAAAGCAAUAUUGGAUCGCCGUGGCAAGGGACGUAUGGCUGCAUUGGGCAAGGACAAGGGUAAAUACACUGAGGAAACCGCUGCGCAACCAAUGGAAACCGCAUAGAUUGCAGUAAAAGUUUUAUAAAUAACAAACCUUAGAAUAAAACCUUUCCUUUUAAAAUUGAGAUAAU
This is a messenger RNA of Ceratitis capitata (Mediterranean fruit fly), 625 nucleotides long. RefSeq names its product 60S ribosomal protein L26 (gene RpL26). Gene Ontology annotation, biological process: ribosomal large subunit biogenesis; cytoplasmic translation. The coding region runs from base 109 to 558 and encodes 149 amino acids. Gene Ontology annotation, molecular function: structural constituent of ribosome; RNA binding. The record is from RefSeq and is a predicted model, not a curated record. The transcript is spliced from 2 exons. Gene Ontology annotation, cellular component: cytosolic large ribosomal subunit; ribosome. NCBI's taxonomy places the organism in Eukaryota, Metazoa, Arthropoda, Insecta, Diptera, Tephritidae.